Molecule: messenger RNA, 456 nt
Organism: Fusarium venenatum
Lineage: Eukaryota; Fungi; Ascomycota; Sordariomycetes; Hypocreales; Nectriaceae
Source: RefSeq, a predicted model, not a curated record
AUGCCUCGUCUUCUCGUCCCUUGGUUCGUUCUGGUCAUGGCCAUCGCCACCCUCAUCAGCGUGGUCAUGACAUGCGAUCCCAAACCACCACCUUGGCCCAAAAAAGAUCCCAACAUCAAGCCUGGCACAGAAAAGAACCCAGUCUGCAACAAUCACCAAUGGGAUCCCCCUCCCAAGGGCGCAAUCUGCGGCGAGAACGGAUGGCUCAAUGACUUCAAGGACAACGAGAGGUUUGGGUUCAUUAUAGACCAUCAGGAAUUUUGGUAUGGACCGAAUGAAUGUUGGGUCGACUGCUUCAAAAAGCGACCGAAAUACGGCGACUGCAAAAUAUUCGCCGUCUGGCCGGGUAAAGAAUGCGCCAAGUGGGAGAAAAUCCCAACUACUCGGGAUAACCGGACGACCCCUUGGAAGUGGUAUGAGCCUCGCUGUUUCUGCAAUCUUACCAAGGAGUGGUAG